Hansenula ciferrii is the source of this 981-nucleotide messenger RNA. RefSeq names its product glucose-induced degradation complex subunit VID24 (gene VID24). The record is from RefSeq and is a predicted model, not a curated record. NCBI's taxonomy places the organism in Eukaryota, Fungi, Ascomycota, Saccharomycetes, Phaffomycetales, Wickerhamomycetaceae. The transcript has a single exon. Gene Ontology annotation, biological process: protein catabolic process in the vacuole; proteasome-mediated ubiquitin-dependent protein catabolic process; protein targeting to vacuole. The coding region runs from base 1 to 981 and encodes 326 amino acids. Gene Ontology annotation, cellular component: extrinsic component of membrane; GID complex.
AUGCCAACAAACGAUAUCGCUGAAUCUAUAAACAUAUUAAACACCGCUGUGGUGAAUCAAUUAAAUAACAAUAAUACAUCAAAUAAACAAAGAAAAUCAAUUUGUGAAUCAAAUCAAUUUGAACAAACUGUACCAGAUCAACAAGAGUAUCAAAAUGAUAAUACCACAGAUAACAAUACAAUUAAACAAAAUGAUACACCUGAAAGAAAAUCUCCAUUAGAUAAAUUAUUAUCUUCAACAACUUCUUCAACAACUUCUUCAACAACUUCAUUACCAACUUUAUCUAAAACAAAUACUUUAGAUUCAAUUGAUUCUUAUAAUCGUUAUAUUAAUGAAGAAGAUUUAAAUAUAAAUGAAAAUUUUACCGCUACUUCGUUAACUGAUUUUUUCAUUAAAAAUCCAAUUAAACCAAUUACAACUUCCAUAUUAAAACCUGGUUCUAUAUUCAUUGGUUCUCAACAAUCUGGUAAAUCAACUUAUGAAGUUGAAGUGGAAUUGAAAACUGUUGAUUUAAGUAAAAGUUAUCUUUCAGGUUAUCUGAAAAUUCAAGGUCUUACAGAAUCUCAUCCUGAAAUUAUAACAUUUUUUGAAAGUGAAAUUAUAUCAGAAAAUUAUUCAUUUUAUACAGAAAAUAAAGAAUGGGGUUCAAAUGAUAAAAUUGAUAUUCAACAUUGGCAAAAAUUUCAUGAUUGGAGAUCAAAUUUACCAACAAAAAAAAUUUUUGAAAAAAAUUAUAUUCAUAAAAAUUUUUUAAAUCAUCAAAAUAUUUAUAUGAGAUGGAAAGAAAGAUUUUUAGUACCUGAUGCUAAAAUUGAAAAUAUUGAUGGUGCUUCAUUUGCUGGAUUUUAUUAUAUAAGUUUUAAUCAAAAAACUGGUAAUAUAAUUGGUCUUUAUUUUCAUAAAUCUUCAGAAAAAUUUCAACAAUUAGAAUUAUCUCAUGUUUCAAAUAAUGGUAUUAAUUCAAGUUUCCAAUUUCAAUAA